AGGCUUGACGGGCCUUUUUCACAGGGGACGGGAGGUGCUCUGCAUUCUGGUUCUUUAUUCAGAAAUCUGCUUUUCCUGAUCCUCUAUGAGUUUCUAACAGUUUUUGUCAGGACAAAAUCAAACAAAAUGCCGCGCUCUUUUUUGGUGAAGCAGCCGAAGGUUCAUGACUUCUCUUCUUCUAACUAUUACCAUCAGCAGCAGUGGGACGAGGUUUACACCGUGACACAUGCCAUCACAGAGUCGGCCACCAACUUGGCGGUGCGUUUGAGUGAAAAUGGAUACAUCCACGAUUACGUCAUCCCCUCAUUACUGCAAAACAGCAACAAUGAGGACCCGAACUCUCAGCAGAGGAAGACCAGGCUCUCCACAGGGCCCCUGUAUUCCACCGGCUGUGUGGGGAGCAGCAGUGGUGAAGACUUCUCUGACCACGACAUGGAGCAUCCAGACAGCCCCGUCUCCUGUGUGACAGUGGGGUCUGAUAUUAGCGCCCCAACGAGCCCUGAGUCAGAGAGCUGCAGCUUCCUCAUCUCUGAUGGGCGCUCUCGCCAGAGGGCCAACCGCAGGUAUUCCCACAAUGGAGACGACCAGUCAGACAGCAGCGAAGAAGUUGGCUUUAGCCCCAUCAAAGGGAAAUCCAAGGGGUGCCAUAUGUGCGGCGAGUGUGGCAAGUCUUACGCCACGUCAUCCAACCUGAGCAGACACAAGCAGACUCAUCGCAGUCUGGACAGCCAGCAGGCUCGGAAGUGUCCCACCUGCCAUAAGGUCUACGUGUCCAUGCCGGCGAUGGCCAUGCACAUGCUGACCCACAACCUGAAGCACAAGUGCAAGGUGUGCGGCAAAGCCUUCAGUCGACCCUGGCUGCUGCAGGGCCACAUGAGGUCCCACACUGGGGAGAAACCCUUCGCCUGUGCCCACUGUGGCAAAGCCUUUGCUGACCGCUCCAACCUGCGCGCUCACAUGCAAACACAUUCGGCCUUCAAGCACUUCUCCUGCAAGCGCUGCCACAAAAGCUUCGCGCUCAAGUCUUACCUGAACAAGCACUACGAGGCGGCCUGCUUCAAAGGGCAGCGAGCAGAGGACGACUGCAGUCCGGAGGACUAGCUGGAAGACGCUUCCUCACUGCACACGUUUGCUUUUUUAAUACAAGGAACUCAGCAAUGUCAGAGAAAAAAGCUUCCAUUUCUCAGACUCGUCUCCUCGUGCAUGCAUCCUCUCAUCCUGCCUUUUGUUACGAGCAAUAACCUCACUGAAAAUGAUUCAGGAAUUAUGUAACAAUUCUUAAAAAUGUCAGCACUGAUCACAAAAUGAGAACUUUUUGUAUUUCUUUUUAUACUUUUGAUUGCAAUAAUUUGUGUCAGUAUUAUUUUUAUGCCAACAAGCUCUUUAUUCAUGUUCAUAAAUAUUGUCAUUGUAAUUGCCUAUUUAUUAAUUUAUUUACUAUUUAUUUGACAUGUGAAGAUUAUUUAUUGGUUGACAUAAUUGCUUAUUUAACAUUUAUUAGAGUCAUGAAUUCAAUGUGUCAAAAAAAAAGUUCUGAUCCAGUUUCUAAUUCUUUUUGUGAUGGCAAUAAAAAAUAUUGAAAAUAAAAAAAAACCCUGC
Molecule: messenger RNA, 1599 nt
Organism: Thalassophryne amazonica
Lineage: Eukaryota; Metazoa; Chordata; Actinopteri; Batrachoidiformes; Batrachoididae
Product: transcriptional repressor scratch 1-like
Exons: 2
Coding region: 127-1101 (324 amino acids)
Biological process (GO): regulation of DNA-templated transcription
Molecular function (GO): RNA polymerase II cis-regulatory region sequence-specific DNA binding; DNA-binding transcription factor activity, RNA polymerase II-specific
Source: RefSeq, a predicted model, not a curated record